Molecule: messenger RNA, 5192 nt
Organism: Strongylocentrotus purpuratus (purple sea urchin)
Lineage: Eukaryota; Metazoa; Echinodermata; Echinoidea; Camarodonta; Strongylocentrotidae
Exons: 20
Coding region: 367-5013 (1548 amino acids)
Biological process (GO): cell surface receptor signaling pathway; G protein-coupled receptor signaling pathway
Cellular component (GO): membrane
Molecular function (GO): G protein-coupled receptor activity; protein binding
Source: RefSeq, a predicted model, not a curated record
GCCAUAAACAGGGCACUCGUUUUCAGAAGCUGUUUUACGGAAGUCUCGUACAUUAAACAAUAAGCAUUACAUGCGUAUACAGCACACAAUUUGUUCAAAAGGAUUGAAGCUUCUUUAAAAAAAACACAUCGGAUUUUAUAUUGAAGAUACGUUUAGAGGAUAAACGCUGCCAGGACGUCUGACUAGGCUCGACGACAUGCUUUUAUUGGUAAAGAGCCAGAGUACUGAGCAAGAACAACAUUCAGGCGUGAUGAUUGAUGUAGUGUUACCCAGUGUGUGAUAGUACGUUUCAACUUGGAUAGAAACGUUGUUGUCAAAUCGCUUGGAAUUCAUCAAUCGAAAAUAAAUAUAAUACCUAAAGUUGCAAUGUCUGCUCGAAGAUGCGCCAUGUUGUGUCUCUUACUAUUUUUCACUGUGGACAUGAAUUAUGUCAUCAGCCAGACUGCGACCAAUUCGACGACGGUGCCCUCAUCAAGCAACGCAUCAAGCACCAAUUCGACGACUGUGCCCUCAUCAAGCACCGCAUCGAGCACCGCAUCAAGCACCGCAUCAAGCACCGCAUCAAGCACCUCAUCAAGCACCUCAUCACCAAUGAUUGAUGUGAAUGUGGCGCCUUGUGACCAAGGAAAACCUGUCUGUCCUGUCAGCUUUGGCUGUUACGACAGGGCUCAUGUCUGUGACUCAUACGACGACUGCGGAACGGGCUUCGAUGAGUCUAGUUGCUCUUUAACCGACGAAGAAGGAACAGUUUGUCAAGAGGUAAAGCAGAACGCCACUCUCUUCAACACCCACUGCAUCACAGCCAUGCCUUCUAGUGGACCUCUCAUCUCGGAUGAUAUUACAGGGCGUGUCUAUCUCUUCCCAGCGCCAGAGACCCCACGAUCGUACAUUGAUUCGAUUACUAUCAACACCCCUGCCUUUGCCCCUAACUUGGAAGGGGACCUUUAUGCCAUGUUCAACAUUACCACCACAGAUCAGAGAGGAAACGUUGUCAACAAUACAAUCUUGACCACUGAGUUUCGUGUCACGUUUGAAGGAUCGAUUACGCACAAUUUCCCGCUUCGUGCUCCACUCCCGUUAACCUUUUCUGAGACUGACCGCAUCGGAGUUUACAUUCUACGAACGCCUGAAGCCAUCCCACCAAGUCCCCGCAAUCCAUACGUGGACGCAGUGGUGGGCAGUGGAGGCCUCCGCAUGAACUUUGUCCAGUACCAGGAUGGAUGUGCCACAGUUCCCGAUGAUAGCGCGUCAACUGGGAACAGCGAAUGUCUCCGAGCAGCGUGGGACUUCCGGAAAGCCGCUAUGAGGGCGUCUUCCAUGGGACUUACAUGUCUACCGGCAGAACGCACUCAAUUCAUUUUAAACAUGUAUAGUGACUGCUUUGAUGCGCCUACCAUAGUACAAAUAUCCAGAAACUACACGGUGAUCCCCGGUCAGGAAGUGUCCCUUAUUUGUGCAGCAAGGGGUACUCCUGUUCCUACAGUCCGGUGGGUCGUUCCAGAGACCCUGGAGGUAGCCUCUGAGUUUACCCAGACAAUGACUACAGGCGCAGCUGGGAUUACCUUUACCAGUAACACAGCCAUGCUAUAUAGGUUAGAAUGUGUUGCAGAAAGCUAUGUGGGUGAGGCGAGAGCUAUAAAUAUUAUCACAAUUUUAGAUGAAUUGUGUGUUGAGAAGCUCGGGGAACGAGACCGCUUCCUAGCAGCAACUGAUCUAAACCAGUCUUGUCCCACUGUACAAGAAACCCGGCAAGAGUUUUACUCAUUCCAGGAAAGAGCACUUGUCUAUCGCCCUUCUUCCAGUGGGUUGCUCUAUGCUCUUAGUCUGCCUUCUUACAUCUUCUCCUUUACGUAUGGCAACACCAUAGCGGCUCUUCGUGUAUCGGUUACCGUUGACGACUUUGUAGGCAAGCCCUCACGAAGACGUCGAGACGUAGUUCCCGUACUCCAACGGAGGGAUUUCUUUAGUAUCGCGGAAAAUAGAAACACUAGUGUUUACACGAUUCAUUUCCGGGCUCCUGUUAACGUCACUGCAUUUGAAUAUGUCUAUAUUAGCUUAACGAGUCUUGAAAGCAGUCUGAGGAUAUUUUCCCCGGAUGGACCAGUCAUUCUGAGUUACCUAAAAUGCCCAGAAGUGAUGGACAGAGUCCAAAAUGUUGACUGUUACAGGAUCUAUGAUCAGUGGCAUGGGAUGGAAGAUGAAUUGAUGGAGUUGGGGUGCGCGAGAAGAACUUCUCCACUCUUCGACCUUUACCAGAACUGCUUGGGGAUAGCAGAUGAAGCUCUAAGAGAAUUUCCGCUCACUAUUCCUGAAGUGAAACUUUAUGACAACUUUACACUCCGUUGUCCCAUCGCGGGAAGCAUUCAAUCUCACUGGAUGAAGAAGACGAGUCGAGAGGAUGUUUUGCCCUUCAUCAAGCCUUCCUUCAUUCUAGGUUUUGAAAUGUUCAACUCACAAAAUCAAGGUUACUACUACUGCAAAGGAGUUGGUAAUGAUAAUGAGACGUUAGCGACAGAACCCGUAUUGCUCGCAUUUAAAGAUGUCACGACCUUAGGAUUCUCAAUCACCUUUGAUCGUCCCUAUGUUGACUUCGCUGAUCCGCUCUUCCGAGAAUUUGAAUUUGAAUUCCAAUCUCCUAUUCGCAAUGCCCUCUUUGCGGAUCCGGUCCUCUCACAAUUGCUCGUCGGUGGUAGUUUCGGCUCACGUGGGUUUGACGUACCAACUAUCAUCAACACCCGCAAUGGCAGCAUGAUCGUUGACUACCAGGCUAGUUUUUCCGAUGGGAAUGGCACUGAUCUCAUCGAAGGGGUGACCAGAGCACUGAAGGACAAUCUGAGGAAUUCUGAAGGAGCUCCCGCUGAUAUCAUUCUGGACUCUAUCUCGGUGGGAAGUGUCUCCUCGUGUCCUGAAUCUGUCUUUAUGGGGAGUGAAGGCACUCUCACUUUCUCUCCAGUCGGCUUGGAUCAGAUCGCGGAGAGCUCGGAACAUUGCGCUGUAUAUACAGGAAAUACUCCUGUACCUCGAGCCAUGCGGACUUGUAAGGGUGAUUUCAUUUCCCCAGCCUACUGGGCCGACCCUGUCCUGUCUGAGUGCUUCAGCGAAAACGACGACACCAACCAAGUCCUCGGUGACAUUGCAAAUGCACCCAUUGCAUCUGGGAAUGUGACCGAAUACUCGAGUGACCUCGCCAAGGUCACCAACGAGACAUCCUCAAUCACAGCAGAGGGACUUGAAUCCAUUGCGACAUCACUGGAGAACAUUGUCCGGGUACAGGACUCGUCAAUGGAGGUAACGAUUAACGUCAUCAACACUGUCAACAACGUCCUGCAUGUAAGCGAUGAUGACUUCGUGAUCGCCAUCGACGCCGAAGCACCGACACGCAUCCUCGAUUCCUUGGAGAAUCAGGUGACCCUCUUCCAAACACAGGGUGACGGUUCGAACCUCACGGUCGUCGAUGAAAGCCUAGCCGUAGUGGCUCUGAAUAUUCCAAGGACUACGCUGCAGGAAGGUCUAGGUUUCACCACCCAAGGAGGAGUCAGAUCGGAAGUCGAUGUUUACAAUGAUGCUCUUGUAGAAAACAGCACCAUGGUGUUUUACGAUGUGGAUGAGAUACCCUUCACUGAGUUUGAGGCAGCUGUCAUCAUUCCUCGCGGCGUUCUGGACUCUAUAUCUUUUAAUAAUUCGGACGGUGGCAUGGUACCCGUUACCUUCUUCGUAUUCCAGAACAGCCUACUGUUCCAAAGUGGCGACCAGCAGAACACCUUGAAACGCGGUCGUCGCGUGGGGUCCCGCAUCAUCUCGGCAACCAUUGAGGGAUUCGACAUCCAGAAUUUACCUAUGGGGCAGGAGAUAGAGACCGCCUUUCUGGAACUGAAUGUCACUGAUAAUGACGAAACAAUUGACGCGAGGUCGUGUGUUUUCUGGAACAAGACCGCGAAUGGUGGUGAAUGGUCAACGAGGGGAUGUCGACGAGAAGAUCUACCAGGGCUCCAUCGGAUACGGUGCCUUUGCGAUCAUCUUACAAGUUUCGCUGUUCUCUUGGACGUAUCCGGGGACAUCGAUGUCUUUGCUCUGGAUAUCCUAAGCAUGAUCGGAUGCGGUGUCUCCGCCCUAUGUCUCGUCAUUCUACUAGUGACCUUCAUAUGUGUCAAAAAACUUCGGAGCAGGCAACCCCAGCGGAUCCACAUGAACCUGUGUAUCGCCUUGCUAGGGUUAUACAUUGUAUUCAUGGUGGGCAUUGACCUCCGCUACCCGACCAACGGUUGCGUGGCUGCCGGGUUCAUCCUCCAUUUCUUCCUCCUGUCGUCCGUCUCUUGGAUGUUGGUAGAAGCCGUUUACAUGUACCUGCUCUUUGUCAAGAUUCACAACGGCACGGUUUCCAAGUUCCUCAGGAUAUCAAGCGUCUUCGCCUGGGGUUCUCCGCUGAUAGUUUGCGUCAUAAUAGUUUGUAUCGACCGAGAAUUCUAUCUAGGAGACGACACUUAUUGUUUCGUCCAACCGGGACCAGUUCUCUACUACUCCGUCCUCCUCCCCAUCGCCAUCAUCGUCCUCAUCAACACCAUCAUUUUUAUCCUCGUCACGUACCGCCUGACCUGCGGCCGGUGGACGAUCUCGGCAAAGAGCUCGGCCGACAAGAAUCGAAGUGAAACUUGGCGCCGACUAAUGGACCUGGUCGCCUUCACUGUUCUCCUCGGACUGACUUGGGUGUUUGGUUUCCUUGCCAUCGGUGGUGCUCGCUUCCUCUUCAACAUCCUCUUCCUCAUCUUCAACUCACUCCAGGGAUUCUUCGUCUUCAUCAUGUUCGGUCUUAGACAGAAGCCGGUGCGGGACGAGUGGCUCCGUUGCUGCCGUUGCCGAUGUGGCGAAGACGAAAGCAGUCGACGUUCGAAGCAGUACAUGAAAUCGAAGCCGAUAUCAGCGGCGGUGUCCUCGGGGCAGACCGGUAGCACAAGUGUAUCUGAUAUUCCUCUGGAUGGGCGCGGAUCGACGACUACGACAAGCACAAUGGCAUAAAUGAAAUGGGAAACAGCCAGAGAACCAUGACUUGACAGCAACACACAACUCAUGGGUCAUUAUUGAAUUAUAUGUGAUAUAGCGCAGUUUAUAAGAUCCUAAUCUUUAACAUACACAUACCUUGCCUAACCGCUUGUGGCAUAGAAUGAUAUUCCCCCUAUAGAAAUCGAAAUACUUAA